Benincasa hispida (wax gourd) is the source of this 2993-nucleotide messenger RNA. NCBI's taxonomy places the organism in Eukaryota, Viridiplantae, Streptophyta, Magnoliopsida, Cucurbitales, Cucurbitaceae. The record is from RefSeq and is a predicted model, not a curated record.
GUGCACUUGAAUUUGUUGGGGCAACUGGCUGCUCGCAUGGAUGAAAAUGAAAGAGACAAGUUGGGUAGGAGAAUGGGACGAAGGAGCUGAAGAUGUGCUCAUGAUGUCAAUACGUUGAUGCCAUGGACUCAGUUGAGCAGCACUUUUAUUCACUCACCUGCUACAAUCUUUGGUCAAUUCUCUGAAGUCGUCUCUCUCUCUCUCUCUGUCGUUCUCCAGCUCCCUUCUCAAAAGGCACUGAAUUCAACUGCGCAUGAAGGCAACAUCUCUCCUCUCUUCACCGUAUGGGAACCCUCUCCUUCCCAAUUGCGUCCUCAAAAUCCCGACUCUCAUCGACUCCGAACCACCCAAUUGCAUUUUCCAACCCUUUUCUUCAAUCAUCUUUCUCUUCUUCUCCAUUUCGCCCUCCUAAUUUUCCCAUUCUCCAUCUACGGCGGCGCGUUCUCUGUUCCGCUGCCGUAACUGGUCGUUCGAAUCACGAUGACCACCAACAUGUUCAUGAUCACCACCACCACCACCAUCGCCAUGCUCACCACCAUUGUGAUCAUGAUGUGGAGCUGUCUGGGCCUCAGAAAGCGGUGAUUGGAUUUGCUAAAGCCAUUAGGUUGACGGACUUGGCUAACUAUCUGAGGGAACACUUGCAAUUAUGUUGCUGCUCUAUGGCUUUGUUUGUAGCUGCUGCUGUUUGCCCUUAUUUUGUGCCGAAGCCCAUUGUGAAGCCUUUGCAAAAUGCUUUCAUUGUCAUUGCUUUUCCUUUAGUCGGGGUCUCCUCAUCCCUUGAUGCUUUAACUGAUAUUAGUGGUGGAAAAGUAAACAUCCAUGUACUUAUGGCCCUUGCAGCGUUUGCUUCCAUCUUUAUGGGGAACGCCUUGGAAGGAGGACUACUACUUGCCAUGUUUAAUUUGUCUCACAUUGCGGAAGAACAUUUUACAAGUCGUGCGAUGAUUGAUGUCAAGGAGUUGAAGGAAAACUAUCCAGACUCUGCCCUUGUUUUAGAUACAAAUGAUGGUAAACUUCCAAAUAGUACAGAUUUGUCCUACCAAAAGGUGCCUGUCCAUGAUGUACAAGUUGACUCCUAUAUAUUGGUUGGAGCUGGUGAGUUUGUGCCUGUAGAUUGUGAAGUUUUCCAAGGUAGUGCGACAGUCACCAUUGAGCACCUAACCGGUGAAAUCAAACCAUUAGAGAUUACUGUUGGAAGCAGAGUUCCUGGUGGUGCAAGAAACUUGGAUGGGAGGAUAAUCGUGAAGGCAACAAAGACCUGGAAAGAGUCAACUCUGAGUCGUAUAGUGAACUUGACUGAAGAGGCACAACUGAAUAAACCAAGACUUCAAAGGUGGCUUGAUGAAUUUGGCGAGCAUUAUAGCAAAGCAGUUGUAGUAUUGGCCAUUGCUAUUGCCCUCGUUGGUCCAGUAUUAUUCAAGUGGCCAUUUAUUGGUACUUCAGCUUGUAGAGGAUCGGUUUACAGAGCUCUAGGCCUCAUGGUGGCAGCAUCACCUUGUGCUUUGGCAGUUGCACCGUUGGCUUAUGCUAUUGCAAUUAGUUCCUGUGCAAGAAAGGGGAUAUUGUUGAAAGGUGGACGUGUAUUAGAUGCUUUAGCUUCUUGUCACACUAUAGCAUUCGAUAAAACUGGGACAUUGACUACUGGGGGCCUUAUUUUCAAAGCAAUUGAACCAAUUUAUGGACAUGAGGUUGGAGAAAACAAAUCAGAAUUUGGUUCCUGUUGCAAUCCCUGCUGUGAAGAAGAAGCUCUUGCUGUAGCAGCUGCAAUGGAGAAGGGUACUACUCACCCCAUUGGGAGAGCUGUGGUCGACCAUAGUAUGGGAAAAGACCUCCCUUCCUUUUCUGUCCAAAAUUUGGAAUAUUUUCCGGGUAGAGGACUCAUUGCAACUCUUCAUGGUUCUGAGUCAGGAACUGAAGGUCGGAAACGAUUGAAAGCAUCUCUUGGUUCUUUAGAUUUCAUCACUUCAUGCUACCAAUCAGAAUCCAAAUCAAGAGAGAUCAAAGAAGCUGCGAACACAUCUUCAUAUGGAAGUGAGUUUGUUCAUGCUGCUCUUGCAGUGGAUGGGAAGGUAACACUUAUUCAUCUAGAGGAUCGACCUCAUCCUGGAGUUUCGAGUGUAAUAGCAGAAUUAACAGAUAGAGCAAAACUUCAUGUAAUGAUGUUGACUGGAGAUCAUGAGUCAAGUGCACGAAGAGUGGCAAAUGCAGUGGGCAUCAAGGAAGUCCACUUCAGUCUAAAACCUGAAGAUAAGCUUAGUCACGUGAAAAGUAUCUCUAGGGAGAAUGGAGGACUAAUUAUGGUUGGUGAAGGCAUUAAUGAUGCACCAGCCCUUGCUGCUGCUACCGUAGGCAUAGUGCUUGCUCAACGUGCUAGUGCAACUGCUAUAGCUGUGGCUGAUGUUCUGUUGCUGUGGGAUAACAUAUCUGGUGUACCCUUCUGUAUUGCCAAGUCUCGCCAGACGACUGCCCUAGUUAAACAGAAUGCUAGUCUUGCCUUGUUUUCUAUAUUUGUGGCCUCUCUUCCUGCAGUUUUAGGGUUUCUUCCCUUGUGGUUAACGGUACUUCUGCAUGAAGGUGGUACUCUUCUCGUUUGCCUCAAUUCCAUACGCGCUUUGAAUAAUCCUAGUUGGUCCUGGAAGCAGGACUUGAAGCAAUUGCUAAUGGAGCUGAAAUUUAAGGGCUCGCAGCCAAGGCUUAAUACCAGCUCUACCACUGUACAAUCUUCCCCUGUAUAGGUUUGCUCUACCACUCUACAAGCUUCCCGUUUAUAGCUCUCUCUCUCUCACACACAAUAAGCUACGUUUAAGCUGUAAAAUAUCUGAGCAUGCUCAUAAUGAAUUGUACUCUUUUGAUUCUAUGGGUGAUGCCUCGGAAACUCCAUGUGUAUUUUAUUUUAUUCUAUCUAGAAGGCUAAAUUAUAGGCAACGUCUUUGAAUUUUGAUCAUAGUUUCAACAAUAUUUAUGAAGAUUCACUAAUACUCUUACCAUUCAAA